AUGGCCGCCCAACGCCGCCCCCUACCAUGCGGCAUCUACGCCCCAACAAUGACCUUCUUCGACCCCAAGACCGAAGACCUCGAUAUUCCCACCAUCAAAAAGCAUGCACAACGCCUGUUGCGCGACGGUCUUGUCGGACUCGUCGUCAUGGGCUCCAACGGUGAGGCCGUUCACUGCACGCGCGAGGAGAAGCUUGCCGUCACGCAGGCCACGCGCGAGGCCCUCGACGAGGCUGGCUUUCCCUCCGCCCCCAUCAUCCUCGGCGCCACCGAAGGCUCCGUACGCGGCACUAUCGAGCUUUGCACACUCGCAGCGGCGCAGGGCGCAGACUACGCGCUUAUCCUCCCGCCAUCGUACUACCGCGCGCAGACGGACGAGAGCGUCGUCUUUGACUACUUUUCCGCCGUCGCCGACGCCUCGCCGCUGCCCAUCGUCCUGUACAACUACCCCGGUGCGGUCUCCGGCAUCGACAUGGACAGCGACCUCAUCGUCCGCCUAGCGCAGCACCCCAACAUCGUGGGCGCCAAGUUCACGUGCGGCAACACGGGCAAGCUGACGCGCGUGGCGCGGGCCGCGGACGCCCGGACGCCCGCCGCCGAGGGCUCUGGCUUCAUGGCGUUUGGUGGCAUGUGCGACUUCACCACGCAGACGCUGCAGAGCGGCGGCAGCGGCAUCAUCGCUGGCGGCGCCAACGUCAUGCCCAAGGUCUGCGCGCGCGUCUGGAACCUGUACGCCCAGGGCCGUCGGGAGGAGGCUGAAGCGCUGCAGAGGAUCCUGAGCAGCGGCGACUGGCCGCUUACCAAGGCCGCAAUUGCCGGCACCAAGCAAGCGAUCCAAAUUCAUUUCGGCUACGGUGGGUAUCCGCGGCGGCCACUCAAGCGUCUUAACCAGGCACAGAUCGAGGCUAUUGAGGACGGUACACGUGAAGUAAUGGAGCUAGAAAAGAGUCUGUGA
Messenger RNA from Cordyceps fumosorosea ARSEF 2679, 954 nucleotides. RefSeq names its product dihydrodipicolinate synthase. The record is from RefSeq and is a predicted model, not a curated record. Gene Ontology annotation, molecular function: 4-hydroxy-tetrahydrodipicolinate synthase activity. The transcript has a single exon. Lineage: Eukaryota; Fungi; Ascomycota; Sordariomycetes; Hypocreales; Cordycipitaceae. The coding region runs from base 1 to 954 and encodes 317 amino acids.